UGCGCGCUCCGGCGGGCUCCGGCGGGCUCGGCGGCGGCGUUGGCGGCUGCUGGCGGGCGGGCGGGCGGGCGCGCGCCGAGGGCGGGCCCACCGGCAGCAGGUGGGCGGGGUGCGGGCCGGCCGCGGCGGGCGGGGGCUGCCAGGCUGCGCUGGGCCGGGCGCGGCGGGCGGUGCGGCGCGCCAUGGACUUCAACAUGAAGAAGCUGGCGUCGGACGCGGGCAUCUUCUUCACCCGGGCCGUGCAGUUCACAGAGGAGAAAUUUGGCCAGGCUGAGAAGACAGAGCUUGAUGCUCACUUCGAAAAUCUUCUGACCCGGGCAGACAGCACCAAGAACUGGACGGAGAAAAUUCUGAGGCAGACAGAGGUGCUGCUGCAGCCCAACCCCAGUGCCCGGGUGGAGGAGUUCCUGUAUGAGAAGCUGGACAGGAAGGUGCCCUCUCGGGUCACCAACGGGGAGCUGCUGGCUCAGUACAUGGCAGAGGCGGCCAGCGAGCUGGGGCCCACCACCCCUUACGGGAAGACAUUGAUCAAGGUGGCAGAAGCCGAGAAGCACCUGGGAGCUGCAGAGAGGGAUUUCAUCCACACGGCCUCCAUCAACUUCCUCACGCCCCUGCGCAACUUCCUGGAAGGGGACUGGAAGACCAUUUCGAAGGAGAGGCGGCUCCUCCAAAACCGCCGUCUGGACCUGGACGCCUGCAAAGCGCGGCUGAAGAAGGCCAAGGCCGCAGAAGCCAAAGCCACGUGUGAGGGAGAUACGGUGCCUGACUUUCAGGAGACUAGACCUCGUAAUUACAUUCUCUCGGCCAGCGCCUCCGCGCUUUGGAAUGAUGAGGUGGACAAGGCUGAGCAGGAGCUCCGAGUGGCCCAGACCGAGUUUGACCGGCAGGCAGAAGUGACCCGCCUCCUGCUGGAGGGCAUCAGUAGCACUCACGUCAACCACCUCCGCUGCCUCCACGAGUUCGUCGAGUCUCAGACCACUUACUACGCCCAGUGCUACCGCCACAUGCUGGACCUGCAGAAGCAGCUGGGCAGAUUUCCAGGCACCUUCGUGGGGACGACAGAGCCCACCUCCCCGCCUCUGAGCAGCACCUCACCCACCACCACCGCUGCCACCAUGCCUGUGGGGCCCUCUGGGGCUGGACUGGUCCCUCCGGGGGAAGCUGCCCUCUGCCUGGAGGAGGUGGCACCCCCUGCCAGUGGCACCCGGAAGGCCCGGGUGCUCUAUGACUACAAGGCAGCCGACAGCAGUGAGCUGGCCCUGCUGGCAGAUGAGCUCAUCACGGUCUACAGCCUGCCGGGCAUGGACCCCGACUGGCUCGUCGGCGAGAGAGGCAACAAGAAGGGCAAGGUCCCCGUCACCUACUUGGAACUGCUCAGCUAAGCAGGCCCCCGCCCUGGCCCCGCCUGUUCCAGCCUUGGUGGGAGAGGACGG
This is a messenger RNA of Talpa occidentalis (Iberian mole), 1433 nucleotides long. It is a transcript of the gene SH3GLB2, whose product is annotated as SH3 domain containing GRB2 like, endophilin B2. Gene Ontology annotation, cellular component: membrane; cytoplasm. The record is from RefSeq and is a predicted model, not a curated record. Gene Ontology annotation, molecular function: protein binding. The transcript is spliced from 12 exons. Gene Ontology annotation, biological process: membrane organization. Lineage: Eukaryota; Metazoa; Chordata; Mammalia; Eulipotyphla; Talpidae. The coding region runs from base 183 to 1382 and encodes 399 amino acids.